UAAAGAAGAUAAAAGAUAAAGACUCGCCAUUAUUUCCUUUUUUCUCGACGACGUGUCCGCCAUUAUGGUCUAAAAAAGUCAAGAGCUAAUCUUCGUCUCGGCAUUCAGAAAUCAAGUGGGAAAAUGUCCGCGAGACCGGAGGAACUUUGUGGAGUGAAGGAGGAGCCCCCACGUCACCAACACUCGACUGUGUGCAAACUAAUGCACGCUAAGGUUGUUCUUCACAGACUAGAAGAUCUAUACGUCAGCCAAGCCCAUUAUCCUGAGUCUGCAUGCAUCAAGGACCAGGAGGAAGAGUCGCCAUCCAUUAAGGAAGAGUUCAUACACGUUAAAGAUCUAAAUGUCACCCAAACCCAUCGUCCUGAGCACCAGAAGUCUGCAUGCAUUAAGAAAGAGGGAGAGUCACCAUACAUCAAGGAUGAGGAAGAGUCCGUACCCAUUCAAGGUUUCAGCAAAUAUUUUGGUCCUGAGUGGCAGGGGUCUGAGUCUCUUUCCAUUAAAGAGGAAUUUGAGCACCCGCAAAUGAAACGGGAAGAGCCAAAGCACCCUCAACAGCAAAAGAGAGAAGCGCAACUUCCAAUCAAAAAGGAGGAGGUAAAGCUGCCAUACAUUAAAGAGGAGGACGAUAUCACCAGGUCGACUGGUGAGCCCCUGAAGAGCGAAGAUUGUCUGAGUGAGGCCAGCAGAGGGACGGAGCCUCCAAGCAGCAGCUCAACAGAAGGCUUGAAAACUGACAUUUUCAUCGCUCCAUCAGACAGAAAUGGCGCCACAUCACACUCAACUUACAAUGAUGAUGGUCAUAAGAAAUCUCACCAUGACGACAAACACUGCAAAUGCUCUCAGUGUGGGAAAACCUUUGCUAAUAAGCAUACCUGUCUUAGGCAUAUCAGGAGCCACACUGGCGAAAAACCUUUUGUCUGCUCAGUUUGUAGUCAAGAAUUCAGUCGAAAGCAAGACAUACAAAGACACAUAAGAACUCACACUGGCGAAAAACCUUGUUCCUGCUCCGUUUGUGGUCAAGGAUUCACUCGAAAGCAACACUUGAAAAUACACACAAGAACCCACACUGGUGAAAAACCUUUUUCCUGCUCAGUUUGUGAUCAAAGAUUCAGUCACAAGAGCACCUUAAAAAAACACACAAGAACCCACACUGGUGAAAAACCUUUUUCCUGCUCAGUUUGUGGUCAAGGAUUCACUCAAAUUAACCACUUAAAAGUCCACACAAGAACCCACACUGGUGAAAAACCUUUUUCCUGCUCAGUUUGUGGAAAAGGAUUCAGUCUAAAGCAAGACUUGAAAACACACACAAGAACCCACACUGGUGAAAAACCUUUUGUCUGCUCAGUUUGUGGUCAUAAAUUCACUCGAAAGGGAACCUUAAACAGUCACACAAGAACCCACACUGGUGAAAAACCUUUUGUCUGCUCAGUUUGUGGUCAUAAAUUCACUCGGAAGGGAACCUUAAACAGUCACACAAGAACCCACACUGGUGAAAAACCUUUUGUCUGCUCAGUUUGUGGUCAUAAAUUCACUCGAAAGGGAACCUUAAACAGUCACACAAGAACCCACACUGGUGAAAAACCUUUUUCCUGCUCAGUUUGUGGUGAAGCAUUCAGUCAAAAGCAAAAAUUAAAAAUACAUUUCACAACCCACACCUGAAAAAACCCUUUUUCCUGCUCAGUUUGUGGUCAUUCGGAAAGAUCGGAUGAAGAGACGUGUGUGUGUGUUGGUGUGAGAAGCAGUGGCCAAGACUGUUUUGACUGUCAUCCAUGCUGUUGACGAUUGCAGUUUUGGGGUCUUACAUGUGCUUUGUCCAAUCCUUGUUUGAUGUAGAUCCACACUAUUGCCUAAAGUAUUGGCUUACCUGAUUUAACUCCCAAGUUAAGUGAAUUGUGGAAACUGUUUCUUAAACACAGCCUCACGAGAUGCUUUCAUUUUUGUUGAUUUUAGAGGGGGCUGUAACGUGCAACUUAAAAUACAUGGCUGCUUAUUCAACUACAUUACCGCUACAAAAUGCAACUUUUAUUCUCAUAUUUUCUCGCCAUGACAGUUCGACUUUUUUUCCCCCCAUUGUAACAGUAUGACUUUAAUGUCUUUUUUUUGUGUGGCUCUUAUACUCUGUCGUAUAAAUUGGACACUGAUAUUUUUAUUGUUUGUGCUUUUCAUCAUACCAGCCCCCGCCAAUGAAAAUCUCUCGACUCUGCUGGGAACUUUUAAGUGUUUGUACUGCACCGUCCAUGUUUAUAAUCAUAAUAAAUACCUUGUUUUUAUUCA
Messenger RNA from Corythoichthys intestinalis (scribbled pipefish), 2274 nucleotides. RefSeq names its product gastrula zinc finger protein XlCGF26.1-like. Gene Ontology annotation, cellular component: nucleoplasm; nucleus. The record is from RefSeq and is a predicted model, not a curated record. Lineage: Eukaryota; Metazoa; Chordata; Actinopteri; Syngnathiformes; Syngnathidae. Gene Ontology annotation, biological process: regulation of transcription by RNA polymerase II. The coding region runs from base 124 to 1659 and encodes 511 amino acids. The transcript is spliced from 5 exons. Gene Ontology annotation, molecular function: DNA-binding transcription repressor activity, RNA polymerase II-specific; RNA polymerase II cis-regulatory region sequence-specific DNA binding.